Molecule: messenger RNA, 1830 nt
Organism: Eremothecium gossypii ATCC 10895
Lineage: Eukaryota; Fungi; Ascomycota; Saccharomycetes; Saccharomycetales; Saccharomycetaceae
Gene: TFB1
Product: TFIIH/NER complex subunit TFB1
Exons: 1
Coding region: 1-1830 (609 amino acids)
Biological process (GO): transcription by RNA polymerase I; nucleotide-excision repair; transcription by RNA polymerase II
Cellular component (GO): transcription factor TFIIH core complex; transcription factor TFIIH holo complex
Source: RefSeq, marked provisional
AUGUCUCACAGCGGUGCCGCGGUGUUCAAGAAGGUGAGCGGGAUGCUCCUGAUCGAUGAGGAGUCGAACCCGGCGAUACUGACAUGGCGGUCGACAGAUGGGGACAAAUCGCACUCUGUGAUGCUAAAUACCAUAAAUAAGCUGCAGGCUACGCCUGCCAGCAGCGACAAGAUGAUGCUACGGCUCGUGGGAAAAGUAAGCACGGCGAAGCGACUGAAGGACGAAGAUGGGGGGGAGGCAGAGCCCAAGCCGGUCGUGCAUAUGUUCACCUUCAAUAACCGGAUAGUGAUGGACAAUAUCAAGGAGACGCUGCAGCACAUCAUCUCGCGGUACAAGGAUGAGGAGGUGUACGAAGAAAAGCGCCGUAAAGAGGGCUCCGACGCGCCCACGCCGCAAGCGGAAGCGCCGCUGAUUAAUACCACAGCCCUGGACGACUCGCUGUCGCGCGAAAAGCUUCUUGUCAACCUGAAGCUGCAGCAGUCGCUGCUGAAGGAGAACCGCACCCUGAUGAAGACCUUCCAGGAGGCGGUUAUCAAAUCUGGACUGCCGCCGCAGGAGUUCUGGGCAACGCGGAUCCCACUGCUUCGCGCUUUUGCUUUGGCCACAUCGCAGAAGACCGGGCCAUAUAAUGUUCUUUCCACCAUCAAGCCAGUGGCAUCAUCGGACAAUAAGGUCAACGUCAGUGUGUCGAGGGAAAAGAUCCUAACCAUAUUUCAGAACUAUCCGAUCGUCAAGAAAGCUUAUGAUGAUAAUGUCCCGAAGAACUUUAAAGAGCAAGAGUUCUGGGCGCGGUUUUUCUCUUCGAAGCUGUUCCGCAAGCUGCGGGGUGAAAGAAUUAUGCAAAACGACAGAGGUGAUAUGAUCAUUGACAGAUACCUUACUCUUGAUCAAGAGUUUGAUCGUUUGGACGAUGAGAUGCUCCUGCAUCCGAUCAAAAAGUUACUUGACCUGGAAGGCAAUCAGAACGACGAUCCCGAAAAGCGUGGAAACAGGCCUCACUUCACGAUGCUGCCGGGUACCGAUCCCAACGGUAAUAAUGAUGGCUCGGUAGAUAUACUGAAAGGCAUGAAUAGGUUAAGCGAAAAAAUGAUAAAGUCACUAGAGAAUGAAUAUUCCAGGGUUAAUCUACAAAUGCAAGAUCUUGAUAAAGAAGAGCGCGAAGAAAUAUUAUUCAGCGACCUGGAAGAGGAGGGGAAAACAGAGUAUGAAGAAAUAUACCUGAGACAGAGAAGCCCGACGAGCGAGACCGAUACAAACCCAGCUAUGACUUCCACCAGUACUGCGGAAGAUAUCAAAAAUGAGAUUAACUCUAUCACGGGUGAUCUCCAAGGCACACUUGACUUGACAGCUGUAGGGAAAAUAAAUAGUCAGACUGCCCAAAGAAUCAACCGUCAAGUCAUGAAGGCUGUCAAAGUGAAUGCAAAGCAGGCAAAACAUUUACGUUUUGAUUCUACUAUGGGCGCUUUCUUGAGCAGCCAAACGACAGAUAGUCAGGAGGCAAAUUCUAAUCUGCCCCCUGACAUAUUAGAGAGUGCGAGAGUGCUGCAUGGAACAUGCUGUGAGUUUUUGAAACAUUUCUACAACCAUUUCCAGAGCGGUGAGCCAAAAAGCGGAGUUAUAGUCAAAAAACUAUAUGGCCAUCUGAAAGAAUGUACGCAUAAAGUUGAAAAUCUAUUAACGACCGCUUCUCAGUCGGAUAGCGAGCAGGACGUCGCUGCCUUAUGUAGUGCAUAUCUCAACCCGGCUUUACUCUCCAUUAACCUGGCGAUAGAAAAGUAUGACGCUGCCGUUGAAGAGAUCGAAUCAUACAAUAAGGCGGAGGACGUAUAG